GCGUAUUGCUGUGCUAAGCCAUCAAAAAUAAUGAUUAAUUUAGAAGAUAAUGUACAGUAUGUGUCCAUGAGAAAAACUCUAAAAGUGAAGACACCUCGGUUUGAUGUAUCACUGGUGUAUUUAACUCGGAAAUUCAUGGAUCUUGUCAGAAAUGCUCCUGGGGGGAUUCUUGACUUAAACAAGGUUGCAACAAAACUGGGAGUCCGGAAACGAAGAGUCUAUGACAUCACCAAUGUCUUAGAUGGGAUCGACCUGGUUGAAAAAAAAUCGAAGAACCACAUUCGAUGGAUAGGAUCCGAUCUCAACAAUUUCGGAGCAGUGCCUCAACAGAAGAAGCUGCGGGAGGAGCUGUCCGACCUGUCGGCCAUGGAAGAGGCUCUGGACGAGUUGAUUAAGGAUUGUGCUCAGCAGCUGUUCGAGUUGACGGAUGACAAAGACAAUGAAAGGCUCGCGUACGUGACGUACCAAGACAUCCACAGCAUCCGAGCCUUCCACGAGCAGAUUGUCAUCGCGGUGAGAGCUCCGGCAGAGACCAGACUGGACGUCCCAGCCCCCAGAGAGGACUCCAUCACGGUGCACAUACGGAGCACCAAGGGGCCCAUCGACGUCUACCUGUGUGAAGUGGAGCAGGGGCGCUCCGGCAGGAAGGGCUCUGAAGGGGCAGGGCCCUCGGCGUCUAAGAAAAGCAAACACUCAGAAACACCUGACAAAGAAGAAAAUCCUCCACAGCAAAGUGAAGUGAGUGACUGACGGGAUUUGAGCCCCGUGUGUUGAGUGGCUUUGGAGCGUCGCUGGAUGAUGACGCAUCGAGUUUGAUCCUCAGCGAUCAGUCACUGUGAAGUCCCCCCUCCGUCAGGGGCAGCACAAGGCCAGUCGUGUCUUUGAGUGCUACUUAGAUUCCGGGAUGUUAUAACUCACUGCUUUUUGUCAGUGAACUAGAUAUCCUGCCUACUACCUUCCGCAAAGAGUAUCACUAACCCGAAAGGGUCAGUCCUGCGUGGACUCUGCCCUCCCUUCAAGGAUCAUGUGUCGUCAUCACAAAAGCAGUUGCCUUACGCGAGUUCACGUCUGCAUUAGCUGCUGCGCAGUGGGUGGGCGUGCACACGCCGUCUAAGUGUGAUGUCUGUAUAUAUCUGUAUAGUGCUUAGAUCGUAUGUGUGUCUUAGUGAGUCUCUUCGCCAUUGUAUAGCCAGAAUAAUGUAUAUAUGGAAAUUAACAGAUCCUCUAACUCUGUGGUAUCUGUAACUUAUUAGCAUCUUCUGAACUUAAAGAUCAUGGGUUUAAUUAAAGACUUUCAGUAUGACUCCCAGUGGUGGAGUGGGGUCCAGGUGACCUACAGCUACUGUCUGAGCAGACAGGUGGCAUGCCUCACACCUUCAGGGACAAGUGUGGAGGUACCAUCAGGUAGUGGCUUAAAGAGUGUGAGACGGGAAUUCGGUGACGGUGACAGCUGGAAGCUGUUCUAAGCUUUUUGCCAGCAGGUUUGUGAUGUUUCUGUGUGCAGCCUUGCUCCUCGCUCCGAGGGGUGCAUUUAGGCAUUAGUUGUCCCCUGCCCUCUCUCCCGCUCCAUCCAGCCCCUUUUCCAAGUACCUAGCUAUGUCUACCUCACUGGUAAAUCACGUACCACCCUGUGCCUCAGCUCACUCGAGUUACCAUGAGACUGUGAGCUCCUGGAGGGACUCUGUCUUAAUUAGUGCUACGCCCAGAGCCUUGCACGAUGCCUGACAUAAGCGUGCUCCGUCGCUGAACAGACCAGCGAGUGAGUGGAUUGUAAAAUCAGGCUUGUCUGCCACGUGGGAUCUUGGGAGCAUCAUUCAGACUUUUAUUGUAAACAUCUUGCUUUCAAAUAAAAAUUUGAAGCAACUUGAAAUUAGGAUCAUGUAUAAAAAGGUUUAAAAUAGGAAUCAAAAUAUUGAAAAAUAGUGCUGACUGUGGAGGAUGCACAUCCCUCUGCACUCCAGUGGCUCUCCCUGUGCUCCGUACCCCGGCCUCCUCCCCCAGCAGCCCCCGCCCCCGGCGCUCUCUCCAGGCCUGGGCUGCUGGGAGUGCUCCCGUGCGGGACAAGCAGGAGUGUAUACGGGUCAGGUCUCAAGGAGAAGAUUGGGGCUGCAAAGUAGAACUGGCAGCUGUCAGUCUCCAUGUGGGGGCCAGAACCCUGAGAGGAUGAGGUCACCUAGCGCAGCGGUCGCCAACCUUUCGGACAUCACGGACCACCCGUGGUACGCGGACCACCCGUUGGCGACCGCUGAUCCAACGAGGGUAGAGCAGGGGAAGAGGAGGGGCCCCGAGCAUCUGUAUUGAAGGGGAAAUAGGAGAAAAGGCCUUUCCUGAGAAGGAAUGGGGGGAGAGGGGGUAAGGAAGGUAGUCUCCCCAAAAACCAACCAAGGAAUCGUGGCCAGAGGUGAGAGCAUUGACUCUGAGCAGCAGUUCCUCUCGAAAUGUGACAAGUGUUCAGCUUUACAGAUUGGUCCGGGGAUGUAAUGAGAUCAUGUGAACAGCAGUUGUUUGUAACCAUAGACGUGUGAUAUAAAGGAAUAUUCUCCAUC
This is a messenger RNA of Myotis lucifugus (little brown bat), 2546 nucleotides long. It is a transcript of the gene E2F6, whose product is annotated as E2F transcription factor 6. The record is from RefSeq and is a predicted model, not a curated record. Bases 31 to 750 code for a protein of 239 amino acids. NCBI's taxonomy places the organism in Eukaryota, Metazoa, Chordata, Mammalia, Chiroptera, Vespertilionidae. Gene Ontology annotation, biological process: regulation of transcription by RNA polymerase II. Gene Ontology annotation, cellular component: RNA polymerase II transcription regulator complex. The transcript has 7 exons. Gene Ontology annotation, molecular function: DNA-binding transcription factor activity, RNA polymerase II-specific; RNA polymerase II cis-regulatory region sequence-specific DNA binding; protein dimerization activity.